This is a messenger RNA of Neomonachus schauinslandi (Hawaiian monk seal), 3784 nucleotides long. It is a transcript of the gene NIPAL2, whose product is annotated as NIPA like domain containing 2. The coding region runs from base 180 to 1304 and encodes 374 amino acids. The record is from RefSeq and is a predicted model, not a curated record. Gene Ontology annotation, cellular component: membrane. Lineage: Eukaryota; Metazoa; Chordata; Mammalia; Carnivora; Phocidae. The transcript is spliced from 11 exons. Gene Ontology annotation, molecular function: magnesium ion transmembrane transporter activity. Gene Ontology annotation, biological process: magnesium ion transport.
GGCGGGAGCCAGGUGCCCGCGGCGCGCCCGCCAUCCCGGGCGCCGAGCAGGAAGUGGCCUCGGCGCGGCCCGGGCGCGGCCUCGGCAGGGCGCGCCUCCUCCGCGGCGCCUGGCGGAGCUGCGGGGCCGGGAGGCAGCCGGAGGCCGAGCCCGAGCCCGAGCGCCGGGAACGAGCCCCAAUGGCAGCCGCCUCGGCUGCGGUGGACGAGCUGUCCCGGAACUUCACGUACUGGGCGCUGGGCGCCAGCAACGGCUCCCUGUCGGGCGCGUGGUACCGCAGGAACCAGAUUCACCUUUUGGGAGUUUUGCUAGCCAUUUUAGGAAAUUUGGUAAUGAGUAUUUCCCUAAAUAUUCAGAAAUAUUCUCAUGUCCAGCUGGCGCACCAGGAACACCCAAGGCCCUACUUCAAGAGCAUGUUGUGGUGGGCUGGGGCCGCUCUCAUGGCCGUGGGGGAGAUGGGCAACUUUGCAGCCUACGGAUUUGCUCCCAUUACUCUCAUCGCGCCAUUAGGCUGUGUGUCUGUUACAGGUAGUGCCAUUAUUUCUGUUAUGUUUCUGAAAGAAAACUUAAGAGCUUCAGAUUUACUAGGUAUGACAUUGGCAUUUGCGGGAACAUACUUAUUGGUGAACUUUGCUCCAAAUAGAAGUCAGUCUAUCUCUGCAAGAACGGUACAGUAUUACUUUGUUGGCUGGCAGUUCCUGAUCUAUGUGAUUUUAGAAAUAUUAAUUUUCUGCACUCUGCUAUAUUUCCAUAAGAGAAAGGGAAUGAAGCACAUAGUGAUACUGUUAACCCUGGUGGCACUUCUCGCCUCGCUGACUGUUAUCUCGGUAAAAGCAGUCUCAGGCAUGAUCACUUUUUCUGUGACAGAUAAAAUGCAACUAACUUAUCCCAUCUUCUAUAUCAUGUUUAUCAUCAUGAUCGCAUCUUGUGUUUUCCAAGUCAAGUUCCUGAAUCAAGCCACGAAACUCUACGCUACGACGAUGGUGGUGCCGGUCAACCAUAUUUUCUUUACGACCAGUGCCGUUAUUGCAGGUAUCAUAUUUUAUCAGGAGUUCCUUGGCGCAGCUUUUCUAACUGUAUUUAUAUAUAUUUUUGGGUGUUUUCUGUCAUUCCUUGGUGUGCUUUUGGUCACAAGAAAUCGAGAAAAGGAACAUCUGCCACAAUCUUACAUUGAUUUUGGAAAUAUUCCUGGGAAACAAAUGUUGGACAAAAUACAACCAGAUCCAAAUGGCUUAUCCUAUGGAACUUUGCCUGAUGGAAGUGACUCAACAAAGAGCCAAAGUGGAGAGAAGAAAGAGGUCUAAGCCGCGGCUGCUGGCCUGUUAUUCGAUACCACCUUUAAAAAACCUCCCUUUGUGUCCGCAGCUAGUUUGUGCUGACGAGCAUUCCACGGCCCUUUAACAGCAGGGCCUUCCUAAGCUUUGACAGUCUCGUGUCCUCACGAAAUGUAAUUUGAAGUGUUCCCCACACCCUGGACAUUCCCCUCGUGAACAUCGAACCGGCUAGAACUUAAUGAGAGCCUGGCUCCCCAAGCAGGACUGUCACACAAAAAUGUGCAUUCACUAUUUGGCCACAGAACACACAGGCCGCCCUUCCCACACAACUUCGAGCAUCAGCUGCUUUGUUUCAGAGAGACGUGUUCACCCCCCAACCUCACUCCUGGACCAAAAGUUUGAGAGCAGUCAUUUCUCCUACGACGUCUUUUAUGAGCCUCCCCCGUAAGGAUAUCACCUUUCCAGUCCUGAGUUAGAACAGUGAAUCAUCUUUUUUUUUUUUGAAAAUGAGCCCUAUUCUAACUGUCCUUUGGAAAAUUAAGGGUAUCUUUAAAAUGAGAGUCUGUAAGUGGCAUUCUGUGAUGGUGUAUACCUUGGCUGGUGAACUUUUUCAGAUAAAGAAAGCAAUUUAAGAAUUAAGACCAAUUUUUCAAAAACUAUAGAAUGAUGGGCAUUUUCUUCAGCUAUGUGAUCCGAUUAUACUUGAGUUGAAACUGAAAACUUCAUACCCUAUGCUGGUAUUCGUAUCGUUCUCAUGACUUACCUAGUGGAUUUGUUGCAUGUUUUAACUGUAGACGCAAGUCUCAAAAAUUGUAUUUAAAUUCUUAGUGUUAUUUUCACUAGCACACCAUUUCCUUCCCCAAGUUAUUAUCUCAAGCUUUAUAAAUUCUUCUAGGCAAGAGUAGAGCUGUGAGUAGAGAAUUGGAUUUUAGCCAUUUAAGUCUGUAGACAUAGCAGGUGACCCAACCUGAGUCUAGAGAGGAAGGUUAUGUGCUCCUGGACCUGAAUGGCUUUUCUGCUGCGACUAGUCACAUAUCUACUGAGAUUCAUUUGCAGAUAGAGUCCAUAAUCACAUGUGUUAUUAAUGAUCUACUAAUAUAUUUAAAUGACAAGAAGAGAGCUAGCCUUCAUUGUAAGCAACAUCAGGUAAGAAGCCCUAUCCUGAAUGAUAUUCCAUAAGCUUCCGGUCACUUCUGACAUGUCAUUCCAAGGUUGUUCCAGCCAGUUGUCUUGCAUUUGUAAAGGUGGUAUAACUCAGAGCUGUUGAGACUGCAAUCUUAACUGCUUUGGGUCUUUUAGUUUUGUUCUUUGCCGUAACCUAUACUCCUGGCCAAACCUGGCCACAAAGGCAAGAUUCGAAUCCAUCACCAGUGUAUGAAUAAUAACCUAGAGCCUGUGUCUGGCUUUUGAACUCCCAGUAAGAAUUCCUGCUAUUGUGGAAAGUAUCCCCUAAUUCAAAUAAAACAGUCAUAUAAUUUAUGGCAUGUUUUACUGAAUUGGUCCAACAUGUUGGCACUGGAAGGCUCAGCUAAGAAAUGUGUCUGGUGUCUUAAACUACAGAUUUCUGAUGACUCUUAAAAACCGGUUUCAAAGACUGAAAAUAUUUAGACUAAAGAGUUUCACUUGAAGUAGGACUACAUUUAUAGCUACAGCACGUGGUUUUGAGCAUUGUCGAAUUUGGUACAGACACAAGCAUGAUGCCAAUACUUUAGAAGUUGCCAACAUUUGCCUUUUAAAAGUUUUGAGAAGUGACAUUGACUUAUGCACAUUUAAGCAAUCCAGCAAUGCUUUAGAAGUCCAGGCAACAUGUAAAAUAUACUGAGACCUAAUUUUACUUUCCAUACUCUUUCUUCAAAGCAAGGUGAGUAGGAGUUUUAGUUGUACUGGCUCAUAAGAUUUUUUAAAUUACAAAGUGCAUGACAACAACCAAAGCCAACCCAGUCCUUCUCUUGGCAUUGUGAACUGGGGACCUGUAGCCAACAACUUGACUCAUUUGACUAUUUGUCUAGACGAGGGGUCUGCAAAAUUUUCCUGUAAAGACGCAGAGAGUAAACAUUUUUGGGUUUGUUGGCCAACGUUGCCUGUCGCAGCUACUCAACUCUGUCACUCUAGCAUGAAAGCAAACAUAGCUAAUGUGUAAAUGAAUGAGCAUGGCUGUAUGCCAGUAAAAUUUUAUUUACAAAAACAGGUGGUCAGCCCUAGGACUGUAGUUUGCCAAUCCCUGAUCUAGAUUCCUUUACCCUUGCUGUGUAGUUUCUUUCCUGCUCCUUGGGCGUUCAGGAGUUGAAAAGGUGACACUUCAUGAUUCAUGGCAAACGAGAAUACUAUGGGAUUGUGGAGCCAUGUCUUGAUAUUUACAUUAGGAUCUUGUUGUUUAUAUAAGAUACAGAUGGAAGCAAUGAGUUUGUUAUUGGUGCCCAGGUUUCUCUUGAAAGCAGUGGUUCAGGGGCGCCUGGGUUGCCCAGUUGGUUAAGCAUCUACCUUCGGCUCAGGUCAUGAUCCCAGGGUCC